Messenger RNA from Mizuhopecten yessoensis (Yesso scallop), 4228 nucleotides. Its product is annotated as conserved oligomeric Golgi complex subunit 7-like. Lineage: Eukaryota; Metazoa; Mollusca; Bivalvia; Pectinida; Pectinidae. Bases 44 to 2302 code for a protein of 752 amino acids. Gene Ontology annotation, cellular component: COG complex. The record is from RefSeq and is a predicted model, not a curated record. Gene Ontology annotation, biological process: intracellular protein transport; retrograde vesicle-mediated transport, Golgi to endoplasmic reticulum; Golgi organization. The transcript is spliced from 23 exons.
CUUCAUUAUGUGAAACGUGGAGGAAAGACGACAAGUUGCAGAAAUGGACUACUCAAAGUUUCUGGAUGACAACUUUGAUGUCAAGGAAUGGGUCAACACAGCCUUCAGUUCACAGAAGGACCCAGCAGUGAAUAAAGAUCAAUAUGCCACAACUUUGGUCAUGAAACUGCAGAUGUUUAUUCAGGAGGUCAAUAAUGUAAUAGAGGAGUCCAGUCAACAGGCAGUACAGAAUCUCCCACGGGUCAUGAGAGAGCUGGAUGCGGUUAAGCAAGAAUCGUCUCUGUUACAAGAUCAGAUGAAAAUGGUCAAACAAGACAUACAGAAGGUGGAACAGGACACUUCCCAAUCCAUGCAGAUGUUGCUCCAGCUUGACUCCAUCAAGUCUCGUCUAACAGCUGCUGCUGAAGGUCUCCAGGAAGCAGAUAACUGGACGACUCUGAGUGCUGAUGUUGAAGAGGUGUUUCAAUCCAAUGAUACAGAUGCUAUCACAACAAAACUGGCUAGAAUGCAGACAUGCUUACAAAUGUUGGUGGAUACUCCAGAUUAUGUUGAGAGAUGUGGUCACCUUGAGACGCUGAAGAAUAGGCUGGAGGCCAUGCUGAGUCCCCAGUUAGUGGCAGCGUUUAACUCUCAGUCUAUAGAGGCAGCCCAGAAGUUCACCAGGAUAUUCGCCGACAUAGACAGACUUCCUGCACUCUACAAGUACUAUCACAAGUGUCAUAAGACAAAUCUGAUGACCAGUUGGACCACUGUGAUGGAAGCCAAGACAGAAGGUUCCCUGACAGACUGGAUGUCGGAGUAUUACGAUUUACUGCUUACUACCUGGCAUAACCAGAUUAAAUGGUGUAGCCAGGUGUUUGCUGACCCCGUCCCGAUCGUCUGUGACCUGAUCACAGAAGCACUCUCCUCUAUAGACCUUGCUUCAAGUAUAUCCAAACACCUGAGUCAGCGCAGGGAUAACCUGGUAGCUCUGACAGAACUCAAGGAGAUAUCGGAGAGAUUUUCAAAGAGUAUAGAACAGUCUGUGGAGACGCAUGCUAAAGUUGAAAAGCUUGAGCACACUCGGAGCCUGGAGAAGCUGAUGAUGAUGAUCUACGCCCCAUACCGACCCUACAUCGCCAAGUACAAGUCUAUGGAGGAGGCAACUCUAGGUUCUGAUCUCAACAACGUUCGUCUGGAUGAUGCUGAAGUGUUUGAAACAGUACAGUUGUUAGCAGCUUCUGUAAACAAGCUAUUCAAUAUAGCAAAAGAAGCUAAUGAGAGAUGUCAGCGUUUGUCCAAUGGUUGUGGCUAUGAAUUUUUGCUUGAUGCUUUAAAGACCUACUUCAUCAGCUACUGUCGAGAGUUCCGUCGUGUGAUGGUCAACAUUAAGGAGAAGUGUAAGGGCAGUCAUAAACAGGACGCCGAGGACUGGACACUGUUCCAGCAGUCCCUUCGUAUCAUACAGACAUGUGGGGACCUGAUAAUGCAUGUUGAUGAGUUGGAUGGCAAUAUCAUCAGCAGUAUAAUGCACACCAUAGCACACUACUCCAACCCUGGGUCUCCAGUCAAGGAGGUGGGGAAAAUCAGACUUGCUGGUAAACGGUCAGUUCUGCAUGCUCAAGCCUCGCUGUUUCUGAGUAGCAGUGAGGAUAUCGCUAACCUGGAAAAUCUUGUCAGCAAGCUGGAGGAAGGAGAAACCCCAUCAGUUCUGACAGACAUCAAGAAAGAGUUUUGUCGACUCAGCGAGGAGGUUCAUCGGUUCUCAUUUGAUAUUGUAUUUGCUCAGCUAAAGGACUACCUCAUAGAUCUGGCCAACAUGGAGAUUUGGAUGUCUAAAAGUGCUGGUGGAGCAUUGACCUCUGACCUUCCAACUUUCAGUCUUUCACCUCAGGAGUAUAUCACCAAGAUUGGUCAGUACAUGAUGACCCUUCCCCAACACCUAGAACCAUUCACCAUGCAGGACAACCCAGCGGUCAUUGUGGCUCUCAAGCAUGGGAAACUACCAUACACAGAUGAAAUGGAAUUGCCUGAACACACAGCGGACCUAUGGCUGGAGUCUAUCGCUCAUGGAACCAUGCAUUUCUACUGUGAAGAAAUACUCAAAAUACAUGAACUGACCACCCAUGCUACAAAACAGCUAACAACAGAUAUAGACUACCUGUGUAAUGUACUGGAUGAUCUAGGACUGCACAUGUCUGAAACCUUGAAAAAUAUUGACACACUUUUAAAGACGUCGACAGAAGACUACCACGAUGUGACAGAAAACAUGCCACAGAGAUUAGCACACGCCAUCAGCAGCAUGAGGAGGAUAGACUUGUAGGUGUGAUACGCUAGGGGAGGUGUGUCUAGGGGGAUUUCAGUGAGACGUGAUGGAUAAAGCGGUUAAAUUGAUGGAUUCUAUUUGACAACCAAGAUUUACAUAGUUUGCUACGUUAUGGUGACUUGUUCAGUAAACCUUCAUCAGCUUAUAGAACGAAAUAUCCAUUUUUGAUGAAAAUGUGAAAUAUUAUAUGCAAUAGAUGCUUUCAACAGCUUUGAUGAGGAGGAUGCAUAUCUCUGUUUAACUGUUAACCCUUUCAACACUGUAGACCAUAAUGGGCUCAUCCAGAUCAAUUUAUGGUACUUGUUAUUAAAGUUACAUAGGGGUGAAAUGGUUAAGGAAAGCAGUGUCAGACACAAGUGGGACCACAUCAUGUCAGUAUAACUUGCAUGAGGACAUUCCUAUGACCAUGAUAGGAGGCAUGGAAGUCUAGAGGUAGGAUGGCAGGCUCAGGACCGAAGGGUUGCAGGUUUGAGUCAUGUCACGGCACUUUGUUGUAUCCUUGAGCAAGAUACUUUACUCCGCUUGUUCCAGUCUACUCAGCUGUAAAUGGGUAUGUGGUUGGGCAGUGCUAGAAUUGUUGAAUGCUAGGUGUGAGCGCCGAAAUGGCAGCACUGGCUGUAUGCUCCCAAGGGAGUUGAGAAAGAUAUUGGCUGGUUGCAAAGGCCCUAUAUAUCCAAGGAUAAUAAUUUGUGAACUACUUUGAGACGACUAGCUAGGUUGUGAUAAAGCGGUAUAUAAGAACCUUGAAUUAUUAUGAUAAUUAUUGACACAUUGAGGUCUGGUUAGUAAACGGCUAAAAAUCUUUUCAAGGAUAAGGGCUUAUAUGUAACAUUGCCCUUUCAUGAAUUAUUAAUUAAUUAAUUAAAAGAUAAAUAAUAUUUUGACACAAAAUUCAAAAUAAAACUUAUUUUUUUAAUUUAGUAAUUAAGCUAACAAAGUAAAAUCUUUCUGAUAUAAUUUGUUUUAGAAAAUUGCUAAAUAGACAAAAUGUAAAUAUCACAGAGAAAAAAAUAAUUUGUUGAUUAAAAUUUGGAAUGUAUAUAUAUGUAUACCAAUUGUUAAUAAUCUGUUGUAGAUAUAAGGACAAAAUAGGAAUAAAUUGAUGAAUUCAAACCAUUGGUAAUUUUUACUUGUGGGUUUAGUUCUUGAGAACAUAAAAUAUGUUCUGUGGGUGUAUCAGAGAUACAUGUAUAUUAUAUUGUUUUAUGUCAUUGUCUAUAUCUUUAUGGGGUUUAAUUUAUUGGUGCAAAAUGAGAAAUGAAUGAAAGGAUGACAUGUCAUGUAUAAAUAUGUGUAUGUAUUGGUAUGACACAAUGAAUGUCCUGUAUGAGCAACUUUUAUAAUACCAUGUAUGUCAAUGUGUUUUGUAUGAACACUGUAUGCAAUCUUGCAUGUAUGAAUUAUGUGCUAUUUCAUAUCAUGUUAUGAUGUGUGAGAAAGUUAUGAUAUAAUGAUAUCAUGUAAAAAUGUGAGAAGUGUCUGAAGUUUGUGUCCUAUCAUGAUCCGGCAUCUCAAAAAUCACUGAAAAGCAGAAAUUGGAAUUAGCAGAGCUGAGGCCAUUGAUAUGACAUAUAUUAUAAUUACUAUCUUGUAUUGAUCCAAUAUUAAUUAGUGUGCUGUUACAUUAUUGAAAUGUUACAUGUUAUGAAUGCUGCAUGAAAUGCAAUAUUAAGGAUGUACAUUAUGACUAGUAAUGAUGUAUGACAUUUUAUAAGACUGCAUAGUCACCUAGCACACAGAAUGAGAAGAAUACCAUGAUCAUGAGCUCAUCUGGCUGGAUUGAUAAAGGAAUAAUUUUCUUUUGACAUUCAUUUUAAAAUUUCUAAAACCCAAGUGUCUGGAUUAUAUGAAAUCAAAACUGUAUAUUAACGUGAUUUAUUGCUCAUGUAAUCACGGUAUUAAAAUUGUUUUUAAUCAAUUCUU